Molecule: messenger RNA, 1875 nt
Organism: Brassica napus (rape)
Lineage: Eukaryota; Viridiplantae; Streptophyta; Magnoliopsida; Brassicales; Brassicaceae
Product: TBC1 domain family member 2B
Exons: 7
Coding region: 451-1647 (398 amino acids)
Source: RefSeq, a predicted model, not a curated record
CUCUCUUCCUCCUCCAACUACUUCUGUAAAUCAUUCUCUGUUCCACAUCGAGACACCCGUUAUUCAAUUCAAAUCACCUCUGGAUUCUCGUUUCUUUUUCUUAAAACAAAAAAAAAACUAUUUUUAGUGUGUCUGUACACUUUUUCCAUUUUUAGUUCUCAUUGUUCCUCACGAGAGACAAAAAACAAAAAAAAAAACAUUUUUUCUUCGCUUCAGCUUCUCUGUUUCUGUAUUUUUAAUUCACAAAAAAGAAGGAGAUAGAUAGCGUUUGCAGAACGUGACAGCAUUAUAAUAUUAAAAGGUUACAACUUUGAUUAAAAGAUUUUAAACUCUUUUCCUAAUCCAAUAAAGUCGCUUCCUUUUUUUGACGGUGUCAUCUUUCAGUUCUCGUGUUUGGUCCGAACUUGACGAAAUAUCUUUAGGACAAAAUCUGGAGAGGAGACCAGAACAAUGUUCGGGAUCCAAAACAGACGAGACUUAACCAUGGAGCUCCAAUCCCAAAUCCCAAUCCUCCGCCCCAGCAUCCACGCCCGACGAGCCAACAUCGUCGUCAAGUUCCAAGACAUGUACUCGUUCACGGUGGAAGGCAACGUCGACGACGUCAACGUCUUAAACGAAGUGAGAGAGAGAGUGAGGAACCAAGGGAGAGUCUGGUGGGCUCUGGAAGCUAGCAAAGGAGCUAACUGGUAUCUCCAGCCUGAGAUUCUCUUGAUCGGCGCGUUGAAGAAAACGUCUCUAAAGAUCUCGGCUUUGGCGAAUGCGAUCACGUUGAAGAGGUUGGUUAGGAAAGGGAUCCCUCCGGUUCUGAGGCCUAAGGUUUGGUUCUCUGUUUCUGGUGCUGCUAAGAAGAAGUCUACGGUUCCGGAGAGUUAUUACAGUGAUUUGACUAAGGCUGUUGAUGGGAUGGUCACGCCUGCCACGUUGCAGAUUGAUCAUGAUCUGCCAAGGACUUUCCCUGGUCAUCCAUGGUUAGACACUCCUGAAGGUCAUGCUGCUCUACGGCGUGUGCUUGUUGGGUAUUCAUUUCGAGAUUCUGAUGUUGGUUAUUGUCAGGGACUAAACUAUGUUGCGGCGUUACUAUUACUUGUGAUGAAGACAGAAGAAGACGCGUUCUGGAUGCUAGCUGUUCUUUUGGAAAACGUAUUAGUCCGUGACUGCUAUACAACCAACUUGUCUGGAUGCCAUGUUGAGCAGAGGGUAUUCAAAGAUUUGCUUGCCCAAAAAUGUCCAAGAAUAGCUUCUCAUCUUGAGGAUAUGGGCUUUGAUGUUUCCCUUGUAGCCACGGAAUGGUUCCUAUGCCUCUUCUCCAAAAGCCUUCCUUCUGAGACAACUCUAAGACUGUGGGAUGUACUUUUCUAUGAAGGAGCAAAGGUUCUUUUCCACGCAGCUUUGGCCAUAUUCAAGAUGAAAGAAAACGAGUUGCUUAUGACUCACCAGGUCGGUGAUGUAAUCAACAUAAUACAUACCACCUCACACCAGCUCUUUGACCCUGAUGAGUUACUAACGGUGGCGUUUGAGAAAAUUGGAUCGAUGACUACCAACACAAUCUCAAAGCAGAGGAAGAAGCAGGAACCGGCAGUGAUGGCAGAACUUGACCAGAGACUUAGGAGACUCAACUCUCUUAAAGAAACUGGUAAGAACACAUAAACAGAAAGAAACAAGUGUUGGUUUGGGAGAAGAUGAGUGAGCCAUAAAGUGUACAAGGAGGAGAGUCCAAUGGCUUAUAUAUAUGCUCACCCCUCUUGAUGGUCCUUUUAUUCUUCUUCUUUUGCUAAAGUAAAUAAAAUAGGAUAUUUUUUUUUAAUUUUGAGAGCAAAACAAAAAAAGACCAACAAGAUCCAUUUUCUGAUAUGGUAAAUGUCAAAGUUUCAUCCA